This is a messenger RNA of Auanema sp. JU1783, 1482 nucleotides long. NCBI's taxonomy places the organism in Eukaryota, Metazoa, Nematoda, Chromadorea, Rhabditida, Rhabditidae. The record is from the annotation of a GenBank genome assembly.
AUGUCAGGUUUGGAAAAGGUUGGACUUCGAGCCUAUUCUUCUGUUCUUCCUCAAGGCUCUUUAGCUUACGUAAAUGGAAAGUUUGUAAAUGCUCGUUCUAACAAAACCUUCGAUGUUUAUAAUCCAUUCAAUGGAGAUUUGAUUGCUAAAACAGCUAACUGUGAUGUUGCUGAUGCCCAAGAUGCUGUAUCUGUCGCCCGUACUGCAUUCGAGAAAUGGUCACUUGAAACUACUCCCAAACAAAGAGGAAUUAUUCUGCAGAAAUGGUACAACAUAUUGAACCAACGUGAGGAAGAACUUGCUCAGUUACUCACUUCUGAGCAGGGAAAACCUAUCGCAGAAGCUAAGGGAGAAAUCCAGUACUCUGCUGGUUUCUUAGAUUGGUAUGCUGGUGAAGCUCGGCGAAUCUAUGGCCAAGUUGUCAGCCCUCCUGUCCUCAAUCGCGAGCACCUUCACAUCCGUGAGCCAAUUGGUGUUGUCGUCUUGAUCACUCCAUGGAAUUUCCCAACAGCUAUGAUUGCUCGUAAGGCUGGUGCAGCUCUUGCUGCUGGAUGCACCUUAGUCGUGAAGCCAGCUGAGGAUACCCCUUUGAGUGCUUUAGCUCUUGCUCAAACAGCUGAAGAAGCUGGACUACCAGCUGGGGUGUUCAACGUGAUUCCAGCCGAUAGGAAAAACACUGCAGCUAUCUCAAAGUUCCUCUGUGAGUCGACCGAUGUUGAUGCUAUCAGCUUCACUGGAAGUACCGCUGUUGGAAAGAUUUUAUUGAGUCAAUCAGCUUCUACUGUUAAAAGAGUAUGUCUUGAACUGGGUGGAAAUGCCCCACUGAUUGUUUUCGACACGGCUGAUUUGGAAACUGCCGUCAAGGGUACCAUGGCCACGAAGUUCAGAGCUUCCGGACAAACUUGUGUUUCAGCCAAUAGAAUCUAUGUUCACAAGAAGACAAUCAAACAAUAUGUUGAUAAGUUGGCUGAGGCAAUGAAAACUUUGAAAGUGGGCAAUGGUCUCGAGAAUGGUGUCAAUCAGGGCCCUCUUAUCAAUGAUAAGGCUGUAGAGAAAAUUCAAGGCCUUCUGGACGAUGCUGUCAGUAAAGGAGCUACUCUUGUUUUGGGAGGAAAACGCGGAAAAGGAUCUUGUUUCCAACCAACCUUAAUCACAGGUAUCACUGAUGAUAUGGAAAUCGCUCAUAACGAGAUCUUCGGCCCAAUUGCUGCCAUCAGAGAAUUCACCGAUGAGAAGGAAGUUUUGAAACACGCUAACAAGUCUAGAUCUGGCCUUGCUGGAUAUAUCUUCUCUAAGGACUCUUCUCAGAUUUAUCGUGUGACGAGACAGCUGCAAGUUGGAAUGAUCGGUGUUAAUGAAGGCUUAAUUUCUUGUGCCGAAGCAGCUUUCGGUGGCGUGAAGGAAAGUGGAUUGGGAAGAGAAGGAGCUGCCCAAGGAAUUGACGAGUUCACCCAAUGGAAGUACAUCUGUACACAACACUAA